Molecule: messenger RNA, 1997 nt
Organism: Silurus meridionalis
Lineage: Eukaryota; Metazoa; Chordata; Actinopteri; Siluriformes; Siluridae
Gene: prkcsh
Product: protein kinase C substrate 80K-H
Exons: 18
Coding region: 170-1789 (539 amino acids)
Biological process (GO): N-glycan processing; liver development
Cellular component (GO): glucosidase II complex
Molecular function (GO): calcium ion binding
Source: RefSeq, a predicted model, not a curated record
CGCGUCAUACGUCAGCGCGUGCGGGCCUCUCAUCCCGGAAGUAGGUAAUGAAUGAUUAGCUCGGGUCGUAAUUUUGUGCACUUUCAUAAGCUCUGGUGCAAAACUCCGGUUUAUACAAACCACAGACACUGAUAUUCUCUGUCUUCACGUCCUGCAUACAGACUUCCUCAUGAGUUCCACACAUCUGCUCCUGAUGGUGAGCCUGGGCCUGGCUGUGGGCUCAGCAGCUGCUGUGGAGGUCCAGAAGCCUCGGGGAGUCCCGCUGUCCAGACGACAUUUCUAUGACGAGAAAAUCCCGUUCACUUGUCUGGAUGGCUCCCGUACCAUUCCUUUUGACAGAGUGAAUGACGACUACUGUGACUGCAAAGAUGGCUCUGAUGAGCCAGGCACUUCUGCUUGUCCCAACGGAGUCUUCCACUGCACUAAUGCCGGCUUCCGACCCACCUCCAUCCCAUCUUCCCGCAUUAACGACGGCAUAUGUGAUUGCUGUGACACCACCGAUGAGUACAACAGUGGGGCCAAAUGUGAAAACACCUGCAGGGAGAUGGGCCGAACGGAAAGGGAGGUUCUGCAGAAAAUGGCUGAGAUCACCAAAGAAGGUUUCCUCCUCAAACAGCAGCUCAUUCAAGAAACUAAGAAAACCCAUCAAGAAAAACAGAAAAAGCUGACAGACCUGCAGACCAAUAAAAAGGAGGUGGAGGAAAAAGUGGAGGCUAUAAGGACCAUUAAAGAGACCGCGGAACAGCCAGAGAAAGAAGCCAAGGAGCGCCAUCUUAAGGCCUGGGAAGAACAAAAAGCAGUGAUUCGUAUGGAGAAGGACAAAGCUAAAAUGGCAGAAGCUUUUCUUGAGCUAGAUGAUGAUGCAGAUGGAUUUGUUUCUGUUGCUGAGCUGCAGACACAUGCAGAGCUAGAUACAGAUGCAGAUGGCACUUUUUCUGAGACUGAGGCCCAGGGGUUGCUUGGAGGAGUCCAGGCAGGCACAGCAGCUUUUGAAAGUGUUUGGAACAACAUUAAGGAGAAGUAUGUUUCAGAGUCUCAGCCUAAAGAGCCGACACCAGUGGACACUCCAGCAGAAGAAAGCAAGGAACCUGUUGUGGACAACGACCCUGAGCCAUACCCCGAAGAUGAUGACAUUCCAGAAGAUGAGGAUGAGGAUGUUGGUGAUGAUGAUGAUGAUGAUGAUGAUUAUCCAGAGGAAGAUCUUGAUAAGGUAAGGAAGAGUCCUCCCAGCGUCAAGACUCCAGAGAAGACCGAGGACGAAGACACUAUGCCACCUUAUGACUCUAACACUCAAGCUUUAAUCGAUGCCGCUCAGAAAGCCAGAGAAGAAUUUGACGAAUCAGAGAAAGCUCUGCGUGAAGUGGAAGAUCAAAUCAGGAACAUUGAGAAAGAGCUUUCCUUCGAUUUUGGGCCCAGUAAUGAGUUUGCUUACCUUUACAACCAGUGCUACGAGCUCUCCACUAGCGAAUAUAUCUACAGACUCUGUCCUUUUAAUCGUGUUUCCCAGAAACCUAAGUACGGUGGCUCAGAAACCAAUCUUGGGACAUGGGGAACCUGGGCAGGGUCUGAAGACAAUAAAUAUCUUGUGAUGAAGUAUGAGCAUGGCACAGGGUGCUGGCAGGGGCCGAACAGGUCCACCACAGUAAAGAUGACAUGUGGUAAAGAGACGACGGUCACAGCCACCUCUGAACCGAGCCGCUGUGAGUACCUGAUGGAGUUCAUCACGCCUGCUGUGUGCCAGGAGCCCUCACUUGUCGACCCGACCUUGCCUGAGCAUGAUGAGUUCUAGUGGCCUGCAUCUCCAGCAUUUCUAGGUCACACUGUGGGGAUUGUGUCUGUUCCAUGGUCAGCAGGUCGGCGCUGUCUGACUCGUCUCUGCUCAAUGUUUCAGUGAAAAAGAAUUGAGGUUGAGUUCUGAUUUAUGUUUGUUUGUGGGUUUUUUGUACUGAAAUUAGAUUCUGCUCACAUUCCAUCACGAAUAAAGGCAUUUUAAUCAA